AUGGAUUCCUUCAUCCUAGUGCUGGCACUGUGCUCUCUAACGGCACCAGCCUGCGCGGACAAAGGCUCCAGCAAAGCCCGGAGUUGCUCUAAUUUUCGAACAUUUUACAAGGGGAAAUUAUUCCCUAUGGACGGUGUCCCUCAGUCGGAAAUAUCAGGGGAGCAUCUGCACAUUUGUCCUCAGGGUUACACCUGCUGUACCAGUGUCAUGGAGGACAACCUGGCCUUGCUGAGCAGCAGGGAGAUGGAGGCAGUUUUAAAAAACACCAGCCGGUCCUUACAAGUCUCGCUUGCUGGACAGCGCAAGGCCUUUGAUGGCUACGCACUUGAGAUGCUGAACCGCUCCCUGAUUAGCCUUCAGGAAACUUUCACUUCAACGUGGGGCCUUGUGUAUUUUGAGAAUUCCCAGGUUUUCUCCGACCUAUAUCAGGAUUUAUCAGAUUACUACAAAGGCUCUACUACCAACGUCAACAUGGAAGAGGUGCUCAAUGAAUUUUGGAUCAAGCUGAUGGAGAAGCUAUUUUAUACAGCAAACAAGCCAAAUUCAAUAGGUGAAGAUUACCUGGACUGUGUGUCAAAGCAAAUUGAAACGCUACGACCUUUUGGAGACACGCCCCGUAAAAUGACGCUAGAGGUCACGCAUACGUUUGUGGCGGCACGUUCGUUCCUUCAGGGACUGGUGAUCAGUGAAGACGUGGUGCGCAAAGUGUCACAGGUUCAGCUAAGCAAGGACUGCAAGAAAGCCAUCAUGAAGAUGACCUACUGUCCCCACUGUCAUGGCAUGGUCUUUGCUCAGCCGUGUGCCAACUACUGCCACAACGUCAUGAAGGGCUGUCUAGCCAACCAUGCUGACCUCAACCCUGAAUGGACCCGUCUAGCAGAUACAAUGAUCGAGGUGGCGAAGAAUCGCUUGGAAGACAUGGAUAGUGUGAUCCUUUCCCUCCCAAAUCGCAUAUCAGAAGCCAUGUUCACCAUGAUGGAGAACAUUGGCACCAUCAACAGCAAGGUCUUUCCGGCUUGUGGCAACCUGAGGAAAGAAGGAUCCGGCAGCUCCGGAGUUGAGGAGAUUAUGAAGAGUGGAAGGGUCACAGUGGAGGACAGGUUGGGAGGGAGCUCAAGCAAAAUGUCAAAGCUGCUGUCUAAUGUCACCACAAGACUGAAAGACAUGCGAUCAUACUGGAUUUCUCUACCGAGGAUUUUCUGCAGCGACAGAGCAGCACGUGGUGCAGGGGCUGAGGAUAAGUGCUGGAACGGCAUUAGCCGGGCCAGGUAUCUCCCCGACGUGAUGGGCGAUGGUCUAGCCAGUCAGAUCAACAAUCCCGAAGUGGAAAUUGACAUCACAAAACCGGACAUGAUGAUACGUCGACAAAUCAUGCAGCUAAAGAUCAUGACCCACCGCUUGAAGAAUGCUCUCAAUGGCUAUGAUGUGGACUUUCAGGACACAAGUGAUGAUGUCAGCGGAUCAGGAAGUGGUACAUGUGCAGAUGAAACGUGCUCCCGAGGACCACGCAUCAUCAUCCCCAUCAGUGACCGGCCCACUCUUUAUAUCUACCCACCAGAAAACGAGAAAGUGAAAGGCUCAGCCCAGCAGAACCUUUCUUCUGUCAUCACUCACCUACUUUCACUGCUCAUUUUGCUGCUCCAGCGAUAAUUGAAGAGAGAAUCGUGUAACUGGGACUAAGUUAGAUAAGUUGAGGAAAUGAAAAGGUUU
Nematolebias whitei (Rio pearlfish) is the source of this 1710-nucleotide messenger RNA. RefSeq names its product glypican 1b (gene gpc1b). The transcript is spliced from 10 exons. Gene Ontology annotation, biological process: regulation of protein localization to membrane; cell migration; negative regulation of fibroblast growth factor receptor signaling pathway. Gene Ontology annotation, molecular function: fibroblast growth factor binding. The record is from RefSeq and is a predicted model, not a curated record. Gene Ontology annotation, cellular component: plasma membrane; synapse; cell surface. The coding region runs from base 1 to 1650 and encodes 549 amino acids. Lineage: Eukaryota; Metazoa; Chordata; Actinopteri; Cyprinodontiformes; Rivulidae.